Molecule: messenger RNA, 618 nt
Organism: Penicillium atrosanguineum
Lineage: Eukaryota; Fungi; Ascomycota; Eurotiomycetes; Eurotiales; Aspergillaceae
Exons: 1
Coding region: 1-618 (205 amino acids)
Source: RefSeq, a predicted model, not a curated record
AUGUCAGACCAGAUCCAACAAUGCUUUCAUCAACCAGAAACGGCACCUCCUGGUAUCCUUCCCCCGGGAGUUUCUCCUCCUGGGUCUUGUGCAAUGCGACUUCAAGGCCUAGAGAGCAUGUCCGAUAUGCAAAAGACAGAGCUGGUGGACUCAAUAUCGACCGAUAUCCGCGCGUUCAUUUGGUGUCUGCGUGAACACAUCAACGCAGGGAACAUAGACAACCAGCAUACUAGGUCAUUCGACGAUGUAGUCAAAUUGAUCCAAGGGACAGACCUCACGCACCGGAGGAUGUGGAUACGAAAGGUGCGGCGCCUGAGGAAAGAGAGGCACAGCGCCCGCGAAAGCCUUCGGCAAUGUUUUCAAAAUGCAGAGGAACUGGCGCGGAAGCAAACGAGCCAGGUUCGGCGAUUAAAAGAAAGGGUGAAGGAGAUGCGGAAGCAGAUGGGAGUUUUGCAGUGGGAACUGGACUUAUUACGUCUAAGCAGGAGGAGAAACCAGCGCAACGAGAAUGAGAAGAACGAGACGAAGAGGGCCAACCUAGAGAGCCAUCCUUGUACACAGAAACAGCAGAAUGUCGGUGGUCAGGAGGUAUCGGCCGAUGCUGACGGUAGGAUAUGA